Messenger RNA from Cydia strobilella, 606 nucleotides. RefSeq names its product protein MIX23 (gene Ccdc58). The record is from RefSeq and is a predicted model, not a curated record. Bases 126 to 536 code for a protein of 136 amino acids. Gene Ontology annotation, cellular component: mitochondrion; mitochondrial intermembrane space. The transcript is spliced from 3 exons. NCBI's taxonomy places the organism in Eukaryota, Metazoa, Arthropoda, Insecta, Lepidoptera, Tortricidae.
UCUAACCUAAAAUAUUGCAGUCGCAGUCGGUCGAAUUGAAAAUGAAUCAAAGUUGUGUUAUCUAAUUAGUUUAAAUAAACAAAAUACUCAAUCCUUUGCAAAUUUGUAUUAGUUAAAGCGUUGCAAUGUUUUGUCCAGAUUUUUCUGAGUUUCAGGAUGUCCUGAAGAAGAUGCGUGUAUUAGACGACAAGAUAGUGUAUGCACUUAAUACAUCCAUCCCCACAGAGUCCUUUAGAAAGAAAAUAGAUGCAAGCUCGGCAUGUGCAGACUUGUACUCGCAGAUUCAGAAGGGGCAUACCGACCGGGAAGUCGUCAUUAAAAAUUGCAUAGUGUCUACGGCUGAUAAGGUAAAAAAAUUAAGGACAGCUAAGGAAGAGAGGCCUGAUGAUUAUGAUGUUUUGAAAAAUUUAAAGGCAGAACAACGAAAGCUACGUCUUCUGCAAACUGAACUGAGUGUGGAAGAGGUGAUCCGUGAAAAAACAACAAAGCUGUUUACAGAGAAGUGUAGAAGCUAUUAUAAGCCUGACAACUUAUGAAGACUGAGAAUUGAAAUAAUUGUUUUUGAGCCUAUAGUGUAUAUAUUAUAAAUAGAUUUGAGUUAAAAGU